AUGGCGGCCCAACGGGAGGGGAGCGCAAAUACAUGCCUCGGCAAUCCCGAUGGUCCGGUGCCGCGAGGAGCAGCGCGGGCGGACGGGCUCGGCGCAGAUGAACCAUUGGCAGCCGCGGAGGUCAGUAAGAAGCCAAGUAAGACUCCAAGGGAACCCGAGGCGGAUGGCUGGCGGUUCAACCGGCUGGGAAUGGGAGUCGAAGAGGACAAAGGAGGAGAUGAGGCGGGUGAUGCGAGGGGGAGAGAGCAGGAGGCGGUGAGGGUGGUGGUGGCUAUGGAGCUCACAGCGGAUUACCUCGCCACGCUCCUCGCUUGCCUCUGCCCAAUGCCUUCCUCCCUUUCUCCCCCUUCCGCUCCCCCUUCCGCUCCCCCUUCCGCUCCCCCUUCCGCUCCCCCUUCCAGUCCCCCUUCCUCUCCCCCUUCCUCUCCCACUUCCUCUCCCCCUUCCGCUCCCCCUUCCGCUCCCCCUUCCAGUCCCCCUUCCUCUCCCCCUUCCGCUCCCCCUUCCACUCCCCUUUCCUCUCUCCCGUCGGCUCCCCCCUCCGCUCCCCCUCCCACGUCACCUGCCCCUCGCCGUCCCAUCGCCGUGUGCCCCAUAGACGUUGUCUCGCUGCCUCCCCGCCGCUGCGCUGACCUGGCAUGGCGCUCGCAGCCGUGCCUCAUCGUGUGCCAGGCUGGCAGCGGGUGGCCGCCGGUGCGCGCAGGGGGGAAAGGCAGGCGCAGUGCGAGUGGCGGUGGUGGUGCUGUUGCUGGUGUUGUUGCUGUUGCUGUUGGUGGUGGUGGUGGUGGUGAGGGGGAGAGAAAGGAUGGCGGCAGCAGCAGGGGUGAGGGUGUAGGCAGAGAGGGGAGGAUGUGCAGGAGGACAAGUGGUGGUGGUGGCAACAAGGUUUGUGGUGCUCGUGGAAGUGAGGUGUCAGUGUCAGCAUCAGUGGGUGGACAAGGUGUGGUGGGGAACACGCGGGAGGGGAGGUGCGGAGAGAUGGAGCAGGAUGAGGAGGAGGAGGAGGGGGAGGAGGAGGAGGAGGAGGAGGAGGAGGAGGAGGAGGAGGAGGAGGAGGAGGAGGAGGAGGGUAGUGAGGAGUGGGAGGAGGAUGAGGAAGCGAAUUGGGAUGUUGAUACCAUUCUUGGCAGAGUGGCUGUUUUCUAUACUCGCCUCAAUGCUCCUCCGCCUCCUCCUCCCCUGCCUCCUUCCCCUUCCCCCCCACCCCCUCCACCAUCGUCGUCGCCGUGGUUACCCCGGGCAGCAGCAGCAGAUGGUUCUCUGCUGGUUCGCACACUGUGUUUCCCUCGGGGGAUCGUGCAGCGUGCAUCACAGCACAUUCGCACACACGCAUCCAUGGCAGCACAAAUGCACACAGCCCAGCUCGCUCCUUUUACCACCACUGCUGCUGCUGCUGCUGCUGCUGCUGCUACUCUUCCUCCUUCUCCCCUACCUCCUCCUCCCCUUCCUCCUCCUCCUGCUGCUGCUACCGGCUGCGUUGCUGCACAUGCUUCAGCUGCCAGUGGCAGCAGUAGUGCAGGCAGCGGCGGUGCGGAGGGGGGCAGGUCUUCUGAAUCGCCUGCUCUGGAUGCAAGCCCAUUACCCACUUCGAUCCGGCCCCUCUCUCUCCCGCCUUCACUCUCCCCCGCUCCACUCACCUACUUCCUCUGCCCCACCUCUCCCACACCACUCUCCCGUCCCUCUCGUCCCUCCCAUCCCUCCUGUCCCUUCCGCCACUCAUCGCUCCCACCCCUGCCAUCCUACUCACCCAUCUCACCCCUCUCACCGUGCGCGUCGCUGUGGUGUGCGUGCCGGCCUGGCGUGCUCGGACGUGGCGCUGCUGUGCUCGCCCGUGUCGUUCAUCGACCAUCUCACCGCCUCGCUCGCUUCUCUCCUCUUCGCCUCGCCGCUGCUGCUGCCACCGCCCCGCCUGCUGCUGCGCUCCCCCGCCUUGCUCUCGCGCAUCCUGCAGGUCAGUCAGCACGCACACCACACCGCAGCCCUGCGCAGAAUCGUGAGGAACCGUCCCGGGAAGAGGUGGGAAGAGUGCUGGACCCACACACGCUGCUGCCUCUCCCCCCCGUGUGCAUGGGCGAGCUAUAUGUGGCUGGCGUGGGGCUCGCUGUUGGCUACCUGGACGACCUCGUGCUCAGAGGGGGGAGGGGAAGGGUGGAACCAGCCCAUUACUCUGCUCCUGCUGCUGUUGCUGUUGCUGCUGCUGCUGCUGCUGCUGCCGCUGCUCCUGCUAAUGCUGCUCCUGCUGCUGCUCCUGCUGCGUUGCCUUCCCCUCAGGCUGCGUUCGUCCCUGUGCCACCCCAUCUCACCGCCUCGGUGCGCGCUGCACUGCUCAGUCGCACCGGAGGCACUGCUGUGGGCUCCGCACAGGGCGAGGGCGCAGGGGGAAGGGUGAGUGGCGGAGGAGAUGGGAGAGGCACGUGCGAGUGGGAGGGGAGGAGGGGGAGGAGGGAGGAGGCGGGUGGAUGCGCCAAUGGGGGAGGACCUGUGAUGAUGUACCGCACUGGAGACGCUGCUGCGUUCCUGCCGUGCCCCUCUUUUGAGAAUUCUCAAAAGUCGCACCAAUGUGGGGGAGGUCCUGUGAUGAUGAUGUACCGCACUGGAGAUGCUGCUGCGUUCCUGCCAUGCCCCUCCUCACACCCCGUGCGUCACCACGGCCAAGUGGACAAGGGGCGAGAGGGGCAAGAGGGGCGUGAUGGGCAAGAGGGCAGUGAGGAGAACGAGGGGCAUGAGGGGCAUGAGCAGAGGGGGGCGGGUGGAGGGUUUGUGGUGUACGGGCGGCAGCAGGGGCAGCGGGUGGUGAAGGUGGGGGGCCGCAGGGUGCAUCUGGGGGAGGUGGAGGCUGCCCUGCAGCUGCACCCUGCUGUCGCCCGCGCUGCUGUCAAACUCUGCCCGCCACUUCACCCUCCUCCUCGUUCUCCCCCCCCUCCUCCCCCUUCUCCCGGACUUCCAUUGCCCCCCACUGGGUCGUCCUCCCUAAGGGUGCCUCAGCUGGUGGCGUUUGUGCAAUGGAAGCAGCGGGGGCAGAGAAAGGAGAGCAAGGGGGGGAAGGAGAGGAAGGAAAGGAAAGAAAAGGCAAGGAGCAGAAAGCAGAAGCGCAGUGAGCAUGGUCCAGUUGCGUCCCUGCAUGCACAGCCGCCGCACACAGUGGCAAUGUCACAGCAGGAGGCGGUUCUUGAGAGCCCACGGAGCAUGUUUACGACACAGCAAGAGGCGAAGACUGAGGCAGAGUUAGCUGCAGAUCCAGAGACCGAUAUAGCGACCACUGCAGUGACAGAGGCAGCAUAUGAGGAGGAAAGGGAGGAAGCGGAAAGGGAAGAGGGGCCGAUAGCAGCAGUGGAGUCGCAGCUGCUUGCAUGGGCACGGGGGCAGCUGCCAGCCGCUCUCAUCCCUUCUCGCAUUGUCUCCCUGCCCGUCCUGCCGCUCUCUGCCACCGGUAAGGUUGACCUCUCCGCCCUGGCCCUGCCAUGCCCCACAGUAACUGAAGGGAGGAGUAUGGGACAGGGAAUGGGUGAGCACAGGUCGAGAGAAGGGGAGCCGGUGGCGGCACGGGGGGGAGCUGAGCAGCAGCGUACGUGGGACGGGGGUGCGGUGGCAGGGAGUAAAAGGGCAGCAGCAGCAGCAGCAGCAGCAGCAGCAGCAGCAGCAGGUGGUGGUGGUGAAGGUGGAGGAGGAGGAGGAAUGUCAGGUGAUGGCAGUGUUACUCUUACGCGCAUACAGGAGGCAGUGGCCUGCUCGUUGCAGAUACCACCUUCCCUGGUUGCACCUGACUCUGAUUUCUUCGCCCUGGGUGCGUCGUCUCUCUCCCUUGCCCUGGUGGCUCUUCGCCUGGGCGUCACCCUGCCGUUGCUGCUCGCCUGCCCCUCGCCUGUGCGCCUCAUGAAUGCGCUGAGGGGGGAAGAAGGUGGCAGGGGGGUGCUGGAGAGGCGUGGAGGGAGGGAGGCGUUUGUGGAAGGGAGGAUGGAAGAAGGGAGAGAAGAGGAAGGGAGAGAAGUGGAAGAGAGAAUCGAGGAAGGAAGAGAAGUGGAAGGGCAAAGAGAGGAAGGGAGAGAAGUGGAAGGGCAAAGAGAGGAAGGGAGAGAAGUGGAAGGAAGAAUAUUGGAAGAAAGAGAUGUAGAAGAACGAGGCGAACGGAGGGGGCAGAGGAGAGAGGGAAGGGCAAAUGGGGGAGGCGUUGGAAAGGCAGAGGAAGGCAAAUCGAGUGCAGGAGGGCGAGCGGGGAAGCGCAAGUGGAAGGAGAUGGAAGGCGUGAUGGGUGUCAGGGCUGCCGUGGCUGCAGUGGUGGGUAGGGACAGCACGAUGCUGAGAGGUACAGGCGCAGUCGUUGAGCAGCGCACCGGCGGUGAGCAAAGAAGAGCAGCAGCAGCAGCAGCAGCAGCAGCAGCAGCAGCAGCAGCAGCGCUGGUGAGUGUGACACGAGCAGGAGGAGUAAGCGUGUGGGACAGUGGAGGCGUGCUGGUGUGGGGGAGUGGGGAGGGAAUCACUGGUCUAGAUAGAGACUCGUCAGCAGCAGCAGAUGCGACAGCAACACCAGGCACAUCAGCAGCUGUAGAAGCAGCAGCAGCAGCAGCAGCAGCAGCAGCAGCGGCGGCAGAGGGACCAACUGUCACUGCUGGCUCUGCUGCCCCCGCUCCUGGUGCUAGCAGUGCAAGCAAUGCGGGCAGUGGUGGCAGUCGUGGCAGCAGCAGGAGGCGCAUGGAAGUGCAGUGGAGCGUGGGCACAGGAGCAUGUGUGGAUGCAUCGCCUCUCCUCGUGUGCGUCAACGGCACAUGGCUCUGUGUUAUUGCAUCACACUCUGCCACUGUCCUCUGCUGUGACCUCAGUGGCAAGGAGGUGUGGCGCACAGCAGUGGGCGACAGGGUGGAAGCGAGCCCCGUAGCCAUGCUGCUGCCUCCCAUCACAGCAGCAGCCACUGCCUGUGGAGGGGCAAGCGCAAGGGAAGGCACGGGAAAGGAAUCGGGAGGAGAACAGCAAGGGGAAGGAGGGGGAGGAGUUAGAGGCGUUGACGACACCAGCAGCAGCGGAUUGUCUCUGGUGGUGGUUGGUUGCUAUGAUGGUGCCAUCUACUUCCUCCGCUUGUUGGAUGGGUCACUCUAUUGGAAGUACCAAACACAUGACCAGGUCAAAUGCACACCCCUGGUUGACCCAUGGCGCCCUCACCUCCUCUGGUGCGGAUCCCAUGAUCGGCACAUUUAUGUGCUUCAUGCUGCCCUGCGUUGCUGCCUCUGGCGCCUUUCCCUCUCCCCCCCUGCUGCCUUCUUCGCCUCUCCUGUUGCCCACCUGGUAGAGCACGUGGUGGUUGCCACGGUGGGUGGCAUUGUGGCAGGAGUCAAUGUGUCCUGUGGUCGCAUAGACUGGCAGGUGGCAGUGGGAGCGCCAGUGUUUGCACCCAUUGCACACAUGGCCAGUGCAAGGAGUGCAUGGGCCGUGCAGCAUGUGCUGGUGGCUGUGCAGAAUGGGGCCGUCCUUUGCAUGUAUGCGGCUACGCUACCCCCGCCACUGCCAUGGGAACAGAUCGCAUCCGCGGUUCGGCCCGUCAUCCGCUCCGUCGCAGCCGUUUCCUCCGAAGCCGUCGCGAUGCUUCCGGAGCUCUCAGAGGCGCUCCGCCAGUCCUCCUCCACUUCCUCCCGCCAAGCGGUCGCCGCCGUUCGCGCCGCAACCGACGCCGCGGCUUCCGCGACGAGUCGAAUACGUCGCUCGGCUGUUGCCGCUGGUUCCAAAUCCCUCGAGUCAAUUACCGCUGCGGCCUCAAGCCUAGUGAAACCACCGGCUGCGCCUCCCGUUCCGCUCCUCCCGCCUCUAACCACCAAGAGCCAGGAGUCCAUGACCGCUGCCGAUGCCAUCUCGUAUCUGCAAUCACCUUUUCAACCGCCACGUCCCGUCUCGUCCGCUGAGUCCGAGAAAGCACGAACAUCCGGAGCAGCAGGAGCAGGUAAAGUAGCAGGAAGAGCAGGAGCAGCAGAAGCAGCAGAAGCAGGAGUCGGUGGUGGCAGCAGAGUAGCCGUGGCAGCGUCGGGGACCAAAGCAGCCAGGAGAGCAGCGAAGAAAGAUCGAGCAGGCGCUUCUGUGGAAACAGCGGGAAUGUCGCGCGCGACGGCGACAGCCGCGACGGAAGGGACGACGGCAACAGUGACUGCAAUAGCAGGAGGAGCAGCAUCAGAAGGAGCAGCAGCGGGAGGAGUGGAAUCAGCAGGAGCCGCUGUGACAAAGGAACGGGCACAACCGGGAACGGCUCGACCGGUCGCUGCAGCAGCCGACACUCCCACUGUUGCCACCGCUGCCACCGCCGCUGCUGCCGCUCUCCCCACCUCUCCUUCCGCCGCCUCCCCGCCCCUGCCGUCACGGCCACUAUCGCACCAUCUGGAGGGUCGCGGGGUGGGCACUAGCACAAAAGCUGCCACAGAAGCAGCAGCUUCUGGUGGUGCAGCAGCAGGAAGCGAUUCAGCCCCUGCCUCCCAUCUGCACCCUCACGACCCACACCACAACACCCUCCGCCACAUUCAUCACGAGCAGCACCAUCACGAGGCGGCAGCGGCGGCGCAUCCUCUGCUAACCCAGCAGCAGGUGCAGGAGUGGGUGCAGGAGGUGAGCGGAAUCCUGGGCGCCAUCCGUCGACUGGGGCUCCCUGCAACGAGCUGGCGCAACAAGAUGCCGUACCGCGUGCCACGCGCAGAGCUGCUGGCGCGCGGGCUCAAGUGGCCGGAGCAGCACGAGUUUGCCAACGAGCACGAGAAGCGCGCGUUCCUGCGCAGCCAGCGGCGGCUGCAGCCGUUCCUGCUGGGGGACAUCCCGCAGUGGUCGUGGUUUGCCGCGGAUGUGGCGCUGCUCUUCUUCCUCACGUACGAGCCGCGCUGGCCCUGGGCUCUGGACUGA
Closterium sp. Naga37s-1 is the source of this 6867-nucleotide messenger RNA. NCBI's taxonomy places the organism in Eukaryota, Viridiplantae, Streptophyta, Zygnematophyceae, Desmidiales, Closteriaceae. The record is from the annotation of a GenBank genome assembly.